AUGCAAGCCGCGGCGGCGCCCGGGAGGGCCGGUGAAGAGCAGGCGGCCAGCGAUGGCGGCGGUGCCAGCCACCGGGACAGCGGCCAGGCCGCCGCGCACGGCGCAGCCAGGAGUGGCAGCGGCCAGGAGGGCAGGGCUGGGGGGAACGACAACAGGCAGGACGGCGCCGGGGGUGGGGAGCAGCUGGCAGGCGCCGCGCCUCACGCACCGGCCGCCCCUCCGGGCACCGUCGUACCAGCAGCGGCCGAGGGAGGAGCCUGCACAGCCGCCGACGCAGCGCCGAGCCUGCUUGAGGCCGUAGGCUCUGCUGCGGUGCCGGCGCCGCAGCAGGAGCGGCGCGAGGGCGGCACCCACGGCCAGGCGCCGCCGCCCGCGGCGGCGGCGGCAGCGGCGGUCCCCACCACUCAAGCCUCUGAGCUGCCGCCUGCAGGCUCCUCUCGUACCUCCCAGCUCAGCGGGGCCACGGCGCAGCUGCUGGGCGCGCUGGGCAGCCUCAGAGGGCUGUCCCAGCAGCCCAGCGUGAGGCAGCAGCCCCAAGCGCAGGCCGGCGGCGGCGGCGCGGCAGCGACGGCGGCGGCGGCAGCGGCGGGCGCCCACCCCCUGGGCAAGGCCGCCACCUGGCUGCCGCGCAGGGCUUCCGCUCCGAUGGCAGUGCCGGGCCCAGCAGAAGCAGAAGCAGCGGCAACGGCAGCGGCAGCAGGUGCAGCAGCAGCUGCCACCCAGCACUGCGCCGCCGGCGCGGCGCAGCCUGCAGGAGAGGCCGGGGCGGGGGCCGCAGGCGUGCAGGGCGGGCCCGCCUCCGGGCCGGCGCCCCAGCCCUUUGUGCGGCCGGCGACGGCAGGCGGGCCGGCCCGGGCUUUCCCUGUCGAUCCAGCAGCCCCGGUAGCAGCGGCAACAGCAGCAGCACCGGCACCCACGCCAGCGGCGGCGGCGGCUGCUGCGCGGCCCGCGGCAGGCGACCCGCUGUCGCCGCAGCUGGAGGGUCAGGCGUCGCUGGCGGCGGCGCUGCUGGGCUCCAUGCGCUGCCAGCAGCAGCAGCAGCCGGCGGCGGCGCCGCCGCCGUUUGUCGCCAGCCGGUGCCCGCCGGGCGGCGAGGUGGCGCCCGGCACCGAGGCGGGGCUGCGUGCGCUGCGCCUGCUGAGCCAGCCGCUGCCCACCACCCUCGAAGGCUCCAUCUGCCGCGUGGAGCUGCCGCUGGCGGCCAGCGUGAUGCAGCUGCUGCGCGUGCAGCAGCAGCUGAGCUGGCAGCGCCACGCGCUGCUGCACGCGCUCGUCGCGCCGCCGCAGCAGCCGCAGCAGCCUGUGCGGCGGCGGAUGCCGGGGCACGGCGGCGGGCCCGCCCGCCACCACAACACCCAGAAGCACCAGCAGCACCAGCAGCACCAGCAGCAGCAACAGCAACAGCAACAGCAACAGCAGCACCAGCCGUACCAGCAGCAGUACCAGCAGCAGCACUACCAGCAGCAGCAGCAGCUGGACCCUCACCAGGCCGCCUCGCUGCUGCGCCAGCUGUCUGCCCCGCCCCCGCAGCAGCCCUCGCCCGUGGAGCGGCAGCAGAGCUGGGGGCGUCCGCCCUCGGCGCCGCUCCAGCUGCAGGCGCAGCCGCAGGCACAGCUGUCGCCGCCGCAGCAGCAGCAGCAGGCACUCUACCCUCAGCCGCAGCGGCCGGCCUCGGCGCCCUCCCAGCAGCAGCCGCAGCAGCAGCAGCCGUCGCGGGAGGGCCAGCAGCAGCCGGCUUCAGACGAUGCAGAGCUGGCGGCGACUCUGGUAGCGAUGCAUGCAAGGGAAGGGGAGGGCGAGGGCGCGGCGGGGCGCAAGCGGCCGCACAGCGGCGGCGCCGACGCCCGGCCCGCCUCCCGGCCCCGGCUGGAGCCCGAGGCUGCCAGGCUGCACCCGGUGCCUCCUGGCAGCGGCAACCCCCAGCCCGCGGCGCCGGCGGCGGCGGCCCCUCCCGGCGCCGCGCCCGGCUCGGCGCCGCCGGCCCCGCCCUCGCCGCUGCUGCUGCCCGGCGGCGCGGCGGGGCGCGUCAGGCCGCUGCCGCUGGGGCUGGUGGCGCGCAUGCCGCUGCAGCAGGUGCAGCAGCUUCCCUGGGAGCUUCUGCCCCUGGAUGAGGUACAGGCGCUACCAAUAGAGCAGGUACUGCAGCUUCCAGCAGGGCUGCGGGACCUGCUGCUGGUGGUACUGGACAAGCUGCGCCAGGUGCAGGCGGUGCAGCGGCAGGUGCAGGCGCAGCAGCAACAGCUGCAGGCCGGCGGCACGUCCCCCGCCGCGGCGGCCGCCGCGGCAGCCAGCCCGCUGGCGGCCCCGCCGCCGGCCGCCGCGCCCGGCCACGCCGGCGCCGUGCAGCCGUCGCCUGCGGCGCUCAUGGCGCUCCUGACCAUGCUUGCCAGGCAGCUGCCUGGGCAGGGCGGGCCACCGCCGGCGGGAGCAUGA
Chlorella variabilis is the source of this 2433-nucleotide messenger RNA. RefSeq lists its product as hypothetical. Lineage: Eukaryota; Viridiplantae; Chlorophyta; Trebouxiophyceae; Chlorellales; Chlorellaceae. The coding region runs from base 1 to 2433 and encodes 810 amino acids. The record is from RefSeq and is a predicted model, not a curated record. The transcript is spliced from 4 exons.